UUGAAAAACUUAGGAUUCGAUCAAUCAGACAUUGAAUGUAGUCCUGAAGUUAAAUUGAAAACUGAAAACCUCGACCAAGACCCUGAAUAUAAGGACAGAAUUGGGAAACUCAUUAGUUUUCGCACUUCUCUCAAUGAUUCUACUGACUCAAACAGCUUCUUAGAAGAAUCAUUGUUAACUCAAGAUAACACAGAUUGUUCUUGUAAUAAAGAUACUUCACUUUACAAAUGCUGUGACAACUCAUCACGAAUGAGAGCCAGUCUGGCUACACAAGAAGCGGAGUUUACGAGUGGUCUAGAUCUGGCUAAGAACAUUAUAAGUGAUGGCUUUUACUGUUUCGAAAAGUUCUGUGAUAAGAUGGAGGAGAAGAAGAAUAAGAGGGGAGAUGUUACCAGCUCUCAAGAGAAAAAAGAGUGA
Auanema sp. JU1783 is the source of this 417-nucleotide messenger RNA. The record is from the annotation of a GenBank genome assembly. NCBI's taxonomy places the organism in Eukaryota, Metazoa, Nematoda, Chromadorea, Rhabditida, Rhabditidae.